AUGUUUCAGAGAAUACUUACGACAAUUGAUUUAAACAAAAAAAUUAUGUUAAAUAAAGCUCGUUCAUUACUUUCACGAGUAUUUUCACUUGAAAAUCGUCCAUAUCAAUCAAAAGAUAUUGAGUUUUUUGAUGAAGAUCACGAGAAUAGCGAUGAUAGUAAUACAGGCACAGACGGCGAUAGUGAUGACAGUGAAAGCGAUGAUUAUAGUGAUGAAAUGGAGAACAAUGAAUUACAUGAAAAUAUUUCUCAGCAAUCAAAUGGUAUCAAAAGUGUUAAAUCAAUGCAAAAAGCCGUAUCAUUUUUAAAAUCAAAUUCGUGUGAUGCAGAAACAAGUAAAUAUGUUCGACAAAUAAAUGAUGUACCAUCAUCAUCUGUGAAAAAAUCAUCUACAAAAUCUAAUCCGUUUAUUGGAACAAAAUCAGAAUUAUCAGUAGUCUCUGAUCAACGUUCAUCAAUCUCGACUAUAUUCAAUUCUAUAAUAUUAAAAUCAUCGUCAAAUAAUCAAACUCGAGUACCGACCAAAACUAUUGAAAACGAUAUUAAUGAUAAAACAAACUAUUUAGUUGCUCUCAAUCGUAAUGAACGUAAACAAAAUCGUUUAACAUCAGCAAUGAAUAUUGCAUUUGCUCGAUGUAAUGUUGAGUCAAUGAAACGUUUAUUAUCCAAUUUUGACGUUGAUAUUAAUCAACGAGAUUCAUAUGGUAUGAGUUAUUUAGAACAUUCUAUCCUAAUUGGAUCAUAUGAAAUAGUCGAUUUAUUAAUUCGAUAUGGAUGUGACCUUUAUCAAGGAGAUUCUCAUGGUCACAGUUAUUUAUAUGUAGCAAUUGAAACAACUUCAAAUAAAAAUGAUGAAAUAAUCAAAUUAUUACUUGAAAACGAUUGUUCAUGUUUACGUUUAAUGGAUAUUGUAUCAUUGGUAUCUCUUGAUAAUUUAUCGCACAUAAACUCAAGUGACUUUUUACAAUUAAGUCGUCAUAUUCUAUUGAUAAUGACGUAUCAUCUAAAACGGAUGGCAUUAAACGAUGUUUUAUCCUUAUUGACUUACAUGAUAUCAACUGGGAUUUUACUAUGUAAAAAUGAUGAUAUUUAUGGUUUAAGUGAAUGUAAUAAACAAGCCAUUGAACGUUUUAAUAAUGACUAUAUUCAAUUAUUUGUAAAAAUAUUGGGCUCAAAACAUGCGCUUAAAUUAGAACAAAAACUACGUUCAGUUGCCGUUCAGCAAUGGCCAUCAACAUCAAUUAAUCUUAUACCACUUGCGCUCAAUGAUAUACAAAUUUGUAUAGUUAAAAUAUACGAUAUGAUCAAACAACCAAAUGAUUUAAAACAUUUUUGUCGUUUAAUUAUUAGACAAAAUUUAAAAAAUUUAAAGAGUUCAACUCUAAAUUCAUUAGGAUAUAGUGCAAAAUUACAAGAGUAUUUACUCUACUCACCAAUAUAA
Didymodactylos carnosus is the source of this 1440-nucleotide messenger RNA. The record is from the annotation of a GenBank genome assembly. Lineage: Eukaryota; Metazoa; Rotifera; Eurotatoria; Philodinida; Philodinidae.